UUCUCAUUCGUUCCCGGACGAAAAAUCAACAUUGAUAUAUAAGACGCUAAAGUAUUGUAAAGGAAAAUUUUUUGAUGGCAGAUGCAUUUGGAUAUUUUUAUUCGCAUUUGCUUAAAGCUACUAAGUUCCCAAAUGUUGCAUUAAAACACUAGAAGAGAAGGUAUUAAUUUGCUUGUAAAUAGAAACAUGUUACAGGCGAGUUUACGUCGUCCGUUUGUAAGCGUUAGGAUACCUACGAGAAGAUCUCAAAGUAUUCAAGAAACUCAACCAUUCUUUGGAAUCAUCACCAUCUGAUAAUUUUCGUAGUCUUCCUCCAAAAAAGCUUUAUCUAAAAAGUAGUGCCCUCACGAAAACGAAACAACCUACAUACAUACCAAAACGAAAAGAUACAAGCGCGUUUUUAUAGUUAAAUGCUUGAUUCUUUUGCUCACAAGAAAUUGCCUCAUUAUCGGAUCAUUAAUUAAAUAAUUGUUUUUAUUUCAUUCCUAUUGAUUGAUAUUAUUAUAACAUCGGAAUAUUUAAAAAAGAUACAUAAAUAUAAUGUUUUCGAACGGCCUACCUUGCAAUUUGUCAUUUCCCAGUUGCCUUGGCGUACCAAAAGACAGUGGGAGCGACGAAUUACUACCAACAAACAUGAGCAAUCGUGAACCAGUUAUUUUAAAUGUCUAUGACAUGUAUUGGAUAAAUGAGUAUACCACAUCGAUAGGAUUAGGUGUUUUCCAUUCCGGCGUUGAGAUUUUCGGCACAGAAUUCGCAUACGGCGGACACCCUUUUCCAUUUACAGGUGUUUUCGAAAUAACACCACGCGAUCACGACGAAUUGGGCGAGCAGUUCCAAUUUAGACAAAGUAUACAAAUUGGCUGCACGGAUUUUACAUAUGAAGAAAUUCGACGUAUUGUUGACGAAUUGGGUAAUCAAUUCCGUGGUGACCGAUACCAUUUAAUGAACAACAACUGCAAUCAUUUUUCAAGCUCUCUAACUCAGAUUCUUUGUGGCCAAGAAAUACCCAGCUGGGUAAAUCGCCUAGCACAUUUUAGCUCCUGUGUGCCAUUUCUACAAAGAUGCUUGCCAAAAGAAUGGCUAACACCAAAUGCCUUACAACAGAGCAUAACUGCAAUUCAUGAACGUGAAGAAUCCGAUGCCAGUCCUCUUUGAGUACCACGGAUAUAGGAGAGAAUAUAGUGACAAUUUACACCUUAAAAAUUAACAAUCUAUUAUGUAAUUAACGAAAAAAACAACUUCAGAUCAGUUUGUAGGUUUAUGUAUAUUAAAUUAAAAUUUGUUCUUGUAAGAUAUUAUACAUAUAUUUAAUUUCUUACAAUUAAACAUAAACUAAUAUUAAACUAUAUUCAUAACAUUUUAAACAAAGCAAAAAUAUCAUAUACAUACAUACAUACAAUUUUUACAUUAAAUUGGACUGGCUGAGGUAGUAUUAA
Molecule: messenger RNA, 1436 nt
Organism: Ceratitis capitata (Mediterranean fruit fly)
Lineage: Eukaryota; Metazoa; Arthropoda; Insecta; Diptera; Tephritidae
Product: desumoylating isopeptidase 2
Exons: 5
Coding region: 541-1155 (204 amino acids)
Biological process (GO): protein deubiquitination
Molecular function (GO): deubiquitinase activity
Source: RefSeq, a predicted model, not a curated record